Molecule: messenger RNA, 6001 nt
Organism: Clunio marinus
Lineage: Eukaryota; Metazoa; Arthropoda; Insecta; Diptera; Chironomidae
Source: the annotation of a GenBank genome assembly
AUGGAAAAAGCAAAAGCUUACAUCAAAAAAGAACUACAAACGUCAAAUUCUAAGCCUAAUACAAAUGCGUCAACAAAAAGUGGUGAAGAAAGCUCUAUGACUUGUUUUGUUUGUGGAUCUGUUGGAGCGUCUGACGCAUAUCAACUGCGAAUUAAGCCAAAUAAUGAAAAACCAUCGGAAGCAUACUUUCAAUUUCUAGAAACUCACGAACCGCCUUCAGGGUGUAGCGUUCUUCAACCAAAUCAACAAUUUAUUAAAGCCUGCUACUUAUGCUAUAAUAAUCUUAAUUAUCAAUGGGAUGCUUAUGAACGUGAUGGAAAGCCGCAUAUGCAACGACUUUAUUGGUGUAAAAGAAAUGAUGGCAAACCAUUUACAGGAGCUGACAUGUCUUUACAAGGCGAAUAUGCUGCUCAGAUGCUUGGCCUCGCUAGUGAUGGCAUCUCAACAACACAUUUAAAUCCAAAUCGUUCGUCACAAUCAUCAAAUGAUUAUCUCAACAAUUAUUCACAAGCAAACCUUGAAAAAGCUACCAAACAGAAUGAAUCCAAUAAUGGCUUAGCCAAAUCUGGUGAUAUGUUAUCAAAUAAAAUUCCUAAGACCGAUUCAAAUAGCGGCGGUAGAUUGUCACGUCCAAAUAGUCGCAAUGAACGUACACCCAAUUCUCGUCCACAAUCAAGAGAUAAUCAACAACAACAACAAUCAAUUGCUUCCAAAUCAAACGAUACGGGAUUUACAGCAAGUCAACCAUCAUCAUUUGCACAACGAAAAUUUAAGCUCGCAAACUUUUCGAAUUCUUAUUCGUCACCAUCACCAUCAUUGACAACAUCUGCAAUACAACUCAGUAGUAAUGUUACAUCGUCAUCAGCCAACGUAAAUUUUCCAUCGCAAUCACGUUUAUCAAUGGUCGAUGACGAUUGUUCAGCACUUGACUUGCGCAAUUCUUCCAUUGGCAGUAACAGCGUAAAUUUGAGUUCAAUUCAAGGAAUUGGCAGUAAUAGUAAUUCAUCAACUGGAAGUGCUGGAGGCGGAAGUAUUGGAGGUGGCACUGACAUUCUUGAUUUGUCAAUGCCAGAUAAGAAUUCAGUUACAGAAGUUUGUUAUGUGUGUGGUGAAGAGCAAAGGCGUGGGAGUUUGAUGGAGUUGAGUACUUGCGUUCCUAAAGAUCCGAAAGAUUUCGAGAAGCCAUUCUUUCCUAUUUUUGAUGAGAGUCAUGCCCGUCCAGCAAGAUCUAGACCGAAAGAUCCCAAAGGAAUGGUUCAAGCUUGUAAAGCUUGUUACAAUCAUUUGAUGACGCAAUGGCAAAGUUUCAAUGCAAGGGGAACGCCUGAUGACGAUCGUCGUUAUGCUUUGAGAAAGCGACAAGCAGCACCUGAUCGAACGACUUUUGUUUGUUAUGUUUGUGCGUUAGAUUGUCCGUCAAGUCAAUUAAGACUGGUUUACUGUUGUGCAAAUGCUGAACGUGAGCCUUACUAUCCUUUCAUAAAAACCAAAUCAGCACCGCCAAAUGCCAGUCCAAUAAGUCCACAAGGAAUGGUGCAAAUAUGCGUCUCAUGUAAUCAACAGAAUAUGCAUUUAGCAGAAGGUGGGACACCAGGAGCAAAUCCACAACCACCAACAAAUAAUGACGAUCGACUUGUUCAUUUCACUAAUUCACCAACAAUUAUGUCACAACAAACACAACGCGAGCAAGUGCCUAUUCUUAUUCCAUCCUCCCAAUUAGCCAACGCUCAAUCGUCUCAUUUGUCACUUACCAGUUCAAUGGCACCAUCAGAAAAUUCAUUAUCAAUGGUUCCUUCAAAAUCUUUAAUUCAUGAUUCUUCUGCCGUGAUGAAUGUUAGAUAUAAACCUUACGAUACAUCGAAUUCUUCCAAAGAACAAUAUACAGGACAUUUAACAAUGCAGAAGAGUUUUACGAGACGCGACUUAAGUAGUAAUUCGCCUCAUGGAACGACUGAGAAUGGUCACGGAUUUCCUUGUCACAUCUGUAAACAAGUUUUUAAUCCGAAUCACUUGGAAUGGUUGUCGACAAGCGCGGAACAUAUGAAUUCACAUGCAAUGCAUUUUCCGUGCUUAAAAACGAGUGAGAAUGGUCCCGGUAGGGUUUUAGCUUGUUCCAGAUGUUUCCGUUCAUUGGCAUCACAAUGGGAUUCAAUGGAUGCGAAAAGAAUUCCUUUAGAACAUCGAAGAUACAAUAUUCCAUCUCCAAUUUCGAAUUCGAUAUCGCCGAGUCCAAGAAGUCUUAGCUUGGGUAUAACAACGCCGCCAUUGGCAACAACAACAUCAACAACGUCCAUUUAUUGUCUCGUUUGUGGCUUACAUUCUGAUUUGACACUAGCUAGACUUCUAUAUGCAAACAAAGAGGGUUCACGUCCAUAUUUUCCAUUUCUAAUAAAACACAAUCCACAUCCAAACGCUGAACAACUUCGUUCUGAUGGAUCAGCUUUAGUGUGUACAUUCUGUUAUCAUUCUUUGUUGACACAAUGGCGUAAAUAUGAAGCACAGAACUCUGUUGCGCCUAAUGAGCGUGAAUAUAAUUGGCACGAUUAUUGUUGUCAUCUUUGUGGCGUUAAAACAUACCGAAAGCGUGUUCGGGCACUACCAAUACGAGAAUUUCCUUUUGUGGCUAAUCGUAAGUCAGAUGGUGGACUUUUAUUGGAAAACGGUGACUUUGCUGUCGUCUGUCUCGAUUGUUAUGAAUAUUUGAAUUUGAAAUCUUCCAGACAACAAGCAGCACAAUAUGAGCGUCUUGGUGUUCCUCUUGAGAAGCGAGAGUAUAAUUGGGCACCACAACCACCACCACCUGAAGAUGGACCUGAUGUGUCUGUAGCACGUCUUCCCAGUGGACAAAAGUGCAUUGAUAAGCUUAGAGAACCAACAAUCAUAAAUCGACAUUCACAAAGUAAAAAGAAUAAUUCACCGAAACAUCCUGUAGAUAAACGUCCAACAAUACCACAUCCAGGUCAUCCCAGCAGUGAAAUGAUACAUUCAAAAUAUGCUACGAAACGUCUUGAUGCGAGUCCAAUUCCUUCGUCAUUACAACAUCAUCACAGUCAAGGAUCGAGUGGACAAAUGACAGCAAUUCCAGCUCAUAUGAAUUCACAAAGUAUGCAGCAAAUUCAUCAGCAACAACAGCAGCAACAGAGUCAACAACAAAAACCUCAAAACAGCAUGCAACCGUCAGAUAACAAUCGAAGUAGCGAACAAUCAUUUGCUGCUAAGCUUCGUAAUUUAGCAAAACAUCAAAUUGAUGUGAAAGAUGAUGAAAUGAUGCAACAAAAUGAAAGUAAAAUGUCUAGUAGUAAUCAAAGAUCGAAUGAGAAGGAAAUGGAUGUGAAUCGUCAAGCGAGUUCAUCGCGUGUUAUGCAAUAUGACAAUCGUCCUACUGAUAUGCGUAAUUUAACAUCACCCCAACCGCCAGAUAAGAAGGUGAGACUGAAGGAUGGAACUGAAUGGCAUAAGACAACAGCUAAUCAAUUCAACAACCCACAGAUUCCACGCUUAAGUAGCAGCACAAGUCAGCAACAGCAGCAACAAGCAUCAGCAAAUUUACAAUCAGAACUCCUUGCGAGAAGUGGCUUUCAACCUUACAGACCAGAUGAACGGCAUCUUCAUCCAGCUGGUGGUCAAUUUCCAAUGGAUGCUUUUUCACCGUUUGGACCAAUUCCAGGUCUUCCGUCAAGCGGUUUAUUUAAUCCAGCUGCCUUAUCAUAUCAAGAAGCUUUAUACUUAGAUCCUAGACUACAAAGUAUGUUGCGUUCAAAUCCACAUGCUGCUCUUUAUUCUCAGUUAGCAUCACCAUAUGCAUCUCAUUUAUAUGGCAUAAUGCCUGGAGCACCACCAAAUCUCCCAGCAAUACAUGAACGAAUGAAAUUAGAAGAUGAACAUCGUGCACGUAUUGCUCGUGAAGAAGAGAAAGCUCGAAUUGCAAGAGAAGAAGAAAAAGCUCGUGAACGUGAGAGAGAACGUGAAAUGAGAGAGAAAGAGAUGCGUGAACGUGAACAACGUGAAAAAGAAAUGCGUGAACGUGAGCAGAGAGAGAAGGAAAUUCGCGAGAGGGAAUUGAGGGAGAAGGAAAUGAGAGAACGUGAACAACGUGAAAAGGAACUUCGUGAACGUGAAAUGCGUGAGAAAGAAAUGAGAGAACGUGAAAAACUUCUCCAACAACAUCAUUUUAUGCAAUCACAACGUAAUCCUUACAAUCUGCUUGGACUUUUCCCACAAAUGGUUGGCUUAAGGCCACCAUCAUCGAUGCAUCCUGGAUAUCCAAUGCAUCCAUCAAUGUUGGGUUUAUCACUGCCACAACAAAUUCCAACGUCACUUUCAAGCAGCCUUGGAUUACCGCCACAUCAUUCGCAAUCACUUUCCACGGGCUCAAAUUCAAAUCCAAUCACAAGCUCAGCUGGAAUGAAUCCGAACAUGUCACUUUUAACAGAAAUUGGUGGAAGUAGUUCACUUAUGGGUUUAAAUCAUCCAGCUCAUGGAUUACCUCAUAGUUUGUCACUCUUUCCUGGUAGUCUGCCACCUCCAGCUCAUUUGUAUUCACCUUUGGCAGCGCCAUCGGUACCGUCAUCUAGUUUAAGUAACAGUUCGUAUGGUCAUCCGCUUAUGAAUCCCGUCACGUCACCACAACCUGUCUCAAGAACUUCGUCAUCAGUUGUGUCAACGUCACAGCAAAGUUUGAAUUUAACAAAAAGUCCAAUAUCGUCAUCGUCAUCGUCUUAUAUGAAUAAAAUUGUGGAGCGAGGUGGUGGAGAAAGCAGAAACAUUUCAUCGUCGGAUCAUUCAAAGAACACACAAAACACGACGACGAAUUCAUCAACAUCGUUGUCAAUUGCGACAGUUUCUAUUCCUUCAAUGUUAAAUGACAAGAAUUUCAAAAUUGAAAUACCAAACAUAAGUAAUGGAAGUAACACAAUGAACACAGUUGGUCAUAUUAAAGAAUCAACGAUAGCAACAACGUUGACAACGACGACAACAACAUCAACAAAGAAUGAUGAGAAAGACAUUUCAACUGUCAAAUCUAUUGAGUUGAUAAAAGAUGAAUUUUCAUCGCCCGACGAUGAGAUGAAACCAAUCGUGAUGGAAAAAUCUGCUUCUUUGGAAAGUUCUGUGAAAAUCUCUGAAAGUGAAAAUAAUAAAAUCGAAACAAAAGCAACGGAGAAAAUAAAGAAUGAGAACAAAAUGAAAGCAGAACAUCAACAGCCUCAAGACUUUGCGUCGCCGUUAUCAGAUUUGGAUCAAAAGGAUGUGAAAAACAGCGAUGAUGACAACAACAAAGUUGUGCAAAGUUCGAAUGACAAUAAAUGCAGCGAGUUGGAAAAUACGACAGAAGAUUCAGCAGCCAAAGAUACUACGAAUGAUGUUAAGGAAGAGGAUUUGAAGAUCGAUGAGAAGGUUAAAAAUGACGAAGCCAACGAUGAAAACAACGCAAGCACAAAAGCGAUUAUUGAGACUCUAAAAACAUCCAACAAGAAGUGAGAGAAAAACUCAAAAUUGUGUUGAACAUUUUGUUCUUCAUCAUCCACAAUUUUUGAUUUAAGUGUCUUGUCUUCUUAAACUUCAUGUUAAAUGGAAAAUAAAAUAUUUCUUAAUUGUUCGUCUCAAACAUCUUUUAAGGGAAGUAAAAAGAAGGGAAAAACUUCAUUUCCUUAAAAAGAUUUUUACACAAAUAAUUUCAUUUUAUUUUAUGUUUCUUCUUCUUUUUUUGCUUAAAAUGGAAAACUCUACAUACUUAAAUAAAUGUAAAAUUAAUGAAACUGCUUCAUCCGUAAACGAACGAAAAAAGAAAUGAAAUUUUUUUUCGCGAUGUUUUGUAAAGGUGGAAAAAAUAAAAUAAUAAAAAUAAUAAUAAAAAACAUGUUGUAAUGGUCUAAUGGUUAAAAGAAAUGGAAUCAACCCCCCAAAAAAAACUGUUAAACUGUGUAGCUUAUAAUUUUUUGAAUAUAAUUUGUAAAUAAAUAAAAUUAAUUUUUUUAUAAACAAAAUGUUGUUUGGUCUUUUG